AUGUCAGAUGGGUACAUGUGGUUUGAAGGGGUACCUUUCCCUGUCGUGGGUUACACACUGGAGCACCUGAGAGCAAUGCAGAAUUUUGUGUUUAAGGACGAAGAUGGCUUAAUACUGUCUUUCCCCAAAUCAGGAACAAACUGGUUGAUUGAAAUUCUCUGCCUGAUUCACUCCAAGGGGGAUCCCACGUGGAUCCAAUCUGUGCCCAUAUGGGAACGCUCUCCCUGGGUAGAGACUACGAGUGGAUACGAAGUCCUGAAGGGCAGGGAAGGCCCACGCCUCAUCUCCUCCCACCUCCCCAUCCAACUCUUCCCCAAGUCUCUCUUCGAGUCCAAGACCAAGGUGAUUUAUCUCAUCAGAAAUCCAAGAUGUACUCUUGUGUCUGGUUAUUUUUUCUGGAGUAUCUCCAAUUUUGUUAAGAAACCAGAGUCACUAAAACAAUAUUUUGAAUGGUUCACCCAAGGAGAUGUGGCAUUUGGGUCGUGGUUCGACCACGUUCAUGGCUGGAUGUCCAUGAGAGGGAAGGAGAACUUCUUGAUAGUGAGUUAUGAAGAGCUGAAGCAGGACACAAGAAACACGAUACAGAAGAUCUGCCAGUACCUGGGCAGGAUGUUAGAACCAGAGGAAAUGAACUUAGUCCUCAAGAAUAGCUCCUUCCAGGUCAUGAAGGAAAACAAGAUGUCCAAUUACACGCUCCUGCCCAACUGGCUUUUAGAUGGGAAGAAUGGCUCACUUAUGCGAAGAGGCACUACUGGGGACUGGAAAAAGUACUUCACCGUGGCCCAAGCUGAAGUCUUUGACAAAAUAUUCCAGGAGAAGAUGGCAGGCCUUCCUGGAGAGCUGUUCCCAUGGGAAAGAUGUUGAAAGACUUCUAUGUCUCCUAAAGAUAAAUAUCUGUUCUCCUGCUGUGAAUGGCCAGCCGUGAUUGCAUAAAACCUGUUCUUUCAUCUGGGAGCCUUGAGUGAUCAGAUCUCUGACCUUUGACAAUUUGAUUGUUAAAAAUUACCAGGACAUCUUUAGUUCACAGUGUGGCAUCCGAGCUCUUAAAAAACAUUGACUACAUUCAGAAUGAUGCAAAAUAAUAUGAAUAUUACCAAAGCUAUGCCAAAAAUUGUUUAUAAAAAUGAGAAAUAAAAUGACAAAAAAGGCA
Messenger RNA from Phyllostomus hastatus (greater spear-nosed bat), 1150 nucleotides. RefSeq names its product sulfotransferase 2A1-like. Lineage: Eukaryota; Metazoa; Chordata; Mammalia; Chiroptera; Phyllostomidae. The record is from RefSeq and is a predicted model, not a curated record. Gene Ontology annotation, biological process: sulfation. Gene Ontology annotation, cellular component: cytoplasm. Gene Ontology annotation, molecular function: sulfotransferase activity.